Bradysia coprophila is the source of this 1708-nucleotide messenger RNA. RefSeq names its product pickpocket 9 (gene ppk9). Gene Ontology annotation, molecular function: ligand-gated sodium channel activity. Gene Ontology annotation, biological process: sodium ion transmembrane transport. Gene Ontology annotation, cellular component: plasma membrane. NCBI's taxonomy places the organism in Eukaryota, Metazoa, Arthropoda, Insecta, Diptera, Sciaridae. The record is from RefSeq and is a predicted model, not a curated record.
GUGAACUACCGGACCGUAUGCAGAUAUUCGUGUCCAUUGUUUGUAUUUUUAUUGAAACGCUGGCUGAUUGCUGCCUUUUUUUGCUGGAUGGAACAGUGAAAUCCCAAUUGUGCGGCAUCCCCUUCAACGUGUAAAUCUGCCAUAUAAACCAAAACCAGAGAUAAUUUGGCCCGACCGAAACACCACAAUAAAAUGGACCAAUUAAUAGAUAAUAAUUCAAAGCUUGACCAUCUGACCAAAGGAACUAUGGCUGGACAUCCAAUAUUUGAAAUAUUAACCAACGUUCACAUGUUCGUUAUAAAUUUCUCGCGUACAUCCAGCGUUCAUGGAUUUAUUUAUUUGAUGAAUCGUGGAUUACACUUCACUGAAAGAUUGCUAUGGGCUGUCUGCAUCUGCACUGCAAUAUAUGGCACUGCAUCGUUGGCUCAACGAACAUGGAACCGUUUUCAAACCAAUCCGAUUGUUAUUUCAAUGGAUCGGGACAAAUUUGCUUGGAACACUACGUUUCCCAGCUUAACGGUGUGUCCGCACAAAAGGAUUGACCCAGAUAAAGUUGACGAUUACAUCAAAAUGUUUCCACAUAAAUUUCCAACAAAAGAAGAGAGAGACGAUUUUCAAUACUUUAUGGAUGUCGUAUCCACCGUGUCGUAUGAAAAUUUGCACCGACUAGAACCUGUUCGAAACCGAACAUUCGGCAUCACUGGCGAUGAUUAUUUGGAUUUAAUUUCCAAUAUGUCAUCGUCCUAUAAGCCAGAAGUGAGCAGUGGAACGGUUGCCAAGAUGUACGUCCAGGAAACGGUCACCGAAAUGGGAAUAUGCUUCUCCACAAAUUCAAAAGUUUCCGUCUACAAUGACUACAACUAUUGGAAGCGCAAUCGAUGGGAUCUAAUUAAACCGAACAAUACCGUAUACGUUCAUCAAUUGGAUGGUGAAAUAUACGCACAGCUCAUUAAUUUAUCUUCAGCAUAUGAAGUUUAUUUCCAUGGAGCUAUGGAAGUGGCUGAUAUAUCGAAACAUCGCUAUUCGUUUGGAGCACUUGACUAUACAACAGUGGAAUUACUCGGACUGGAAACUUUAACUUCGGCCAAUGCCAGAGAUUUAACUGUUUCGCAACGUCAAUGCAGAUACACUCAUGAGUCGGAAAUUAUGAUGACAAGUCCAAUAUACAGUUUCAAUUUGUGUACUCGCGAAUGUCGUAUGCGAUUGGCGAGUAGGAUUUGCGGCUGUUUUCCACACUUUUAUCGAAGCAGAGGUAGACGUAAUGAAAAGCUGGGAAACAUUUGUGACAUUCAAGGUUUACUGUGCCUGAUGACCAUUAAAGAUGAAUUGAUUACUUUGAAAUCAAAUAAAAUGAAAAUUAAUUGCAAGUGUUUGGCCAACUGUGACGAUUCGAGUUUCUUUGUUCAGGACUAUAGAUCGAGACCCUGGUUUCUAGGUGCAAACCUUCAAUGGGGAAUAUCAAACUACCCUAAGAUGCAGCUGAAACGAGACCUCAUUUUCGGUUUCACAGAUUUAUUAGUUUACAUCGGGGGAAUGCUUGGAUUGUUUCUGGGUGUCAGUCUAUUAAGCAUCACCGAAUGCAUUUACUUUUUCACUUGGAGAAUUAUAAAGCACUUCUACAACGAGAAUGCAAAAGAGAAGCUCCUGCUCUAAUUCAGUAUUCUAAUGUCAGCAUUCUUGUCAGUUAAUGUUUAUCUUGAUAUUGUUA